AUGGCGGCGGUGAUACCCGUAGUCCGGGCCCGUGUUCGACCCGCGACACUCGACGUCAUACUACGAAAUAGGGUACGACGCGCCAGAUUGCCAAGCGUUGGGACGAUCUGGCGGCUGCUGAUCCAGUGCCCCAAGCUGAAGGACGUGCACGUCAAAGGGUGCCGCGACAUGCUGAUCGGAGCCAUCAGGAACCAGGUCCUGAACGAGUUCGCGGCCAUAGAGCCCCGGCUGCCCUGCAAGCGGCUGGCCGAUGGGUCGAAGCGCGUGCACGUGCCCCACUUCAUGAUAGAGCAGCUGGAGGAGCAGGAGAAAUGGGGCAGGCCGCGGAAGAGCCAGUGCACCGUUCACCUCAAUUGGUGA
This is a messenger RNA of Miscanthus lutarioriparius, 360 nucleotides long. The record is from the annotation of a GenBank genome assembly. NCBI's taxonomy places the organism in Eukaryota, Viridiplantae, Streptophyta, Magnoliopsida, Poales, Poaceae.